GACCAUACCUCUUCUAAUGCAUCAUUUGAGCUGGCUUCCAUGUGGCUGCGAGACUGCGUUCAAUCACACCCGCGAUGCAAUUCCCAUAAAGAUGGCACAUCAUGGUAUCCAACGCGUCUUUUGCAUCUAGUUGAGUCUGACGGAAAGGAGGGCUACGUGCGGCUCAUACGCACAGCGGAGACGUCACUCAAUGAACAUUAUGCUACUUUGAGUCACCGCUGGGGCAAUACAAGACCUCUUCAACUUACAAAGUCAGCGGCGUCCGAUCCAAAUCACCGCUUUUUGGUGGCUGAGAUGCCUAGAACGUUCCAAGAGGCCAUCCAAGUGUCCAGAAGACUCGGGAUUCAAUACCUGUGGAUAGAUUCCCUGUGCAUUAUUCAAGAGGGAGACAAUCUUCGCGAUUGGUAUUAUGAAGCAGGUCUAAUGGACAAGGUAUACAUGCAUUCCUACCUCAACAUUGCAGCAGCAGAUGCAGACGACGGUACAAAAGGACUUUUCCGACACCACCCCCCAUUACCUCUAGGUUGUCAGCGUGUUGCAGUCAAUACAAAAGAAUUUGGAUCAGGAACAGGCUGCACUGACUAUUUAAUGACGGACCUUAUGCUGUGGUUACACAACUUGGACAAGUCUCCUCUUCACAACCGUGGCUGGGUUUUUCAAGAACGUUUCCUGGCCCCGCGUAACCUUCAUUUCUUCCGUGAUCAGCUUUUCUUCGAAUGCAACGAGCGCACCGUAUGCGAGACAUUUCCUAAAGGGCUCCCCAGUGUCAUCACAAAGCUUACAACUGCGUCCAUAAAGUCCAGGCUUUGGAAACAAGAAGAUCUUUCUGUAUUACCUGAUAGAUAUGGGGAGGACUUGAGAAACCUUUGGUACAGUGAUGUUGUUUCCCAGUAUUCUCCUAUGGACUUGUCGGUUUCAACCGAUAAGUUGAUAGCCCUUUCUGGUAUAGCAAAAUUCUUCAUGGCUCGUCUUGAAGAUACAUAUGUAGCGGGUAUGUGGCAUAGUCAGUUGGAAGACUCGCUAUUGUGGUCUGUUAGUCCUUCGGGCCUACUUCCUCGUCCGUUAGUUUAUCGGUCACCAACUUGGUCUUGGGCAUCAGUGGAUGGACGCAUACGUCCAAAUCUGGAUUGGGAGGAUCGAGAACUACUCAUACAUGUGGAGGAUGUUGUACUAUCCCAUGCAACCGAGGAUACUACAGGCGCAGUCACCGGAGGUUGGUUAGACCUACGCGGGGUUCUCAAACCAGUGAGGCUGUCCAAACCCGAA
This is a messenger RNA of Bipolaris sorokiniana ND90Pr, 1266 nucleotides long. RefSeq lists its product as uncharacterized. Lineage: Eukaryota; Fungi; Ascomycota; Dothideomycetes; Pleosporales; Pleosporaceae. The annotation marks the transcript as partial. The transcript has a single exon. The record is from RefSeq and is a predicted model, not a curated record.